Molecule: messenger RNA, 1387 nt
Organism: Achroia grisella
Lineage: Eukaryota; Metazoa; Arthropoda; Insecta; Lepidoptera; Pyralidae
Gene: Rpt3
Product: 26S proteasome regulatory subunit 6B
Exons: 10
Coding region: 95-1336 (413 amino acids)
Biological process (GO): proteasome-mediated ubiquitin-dependent protein catabolic process
Cellular component (GO): proteasome regulatory particle, base subcomplex
Molecular function (GO): proteasome-activating activity; ATP hydrolysis activity; ATP binding
Source: RefSeq, a predicted model, not a curated record
UUGUCUUGGUAGAAAUUACUCUGUACAGUCUCUGAAGCUGUGGCUUUAGAUAAAUAAAUUGUACUAGUGCUUUCUAAAAUAAUUGUUAUAGAAUAUGGAAGAAAUUGGAAUUAUUCUACCCGAAAAGGAUGAGCAAGUCAUCGACACUAAGGCACUCACUGGACCUCAAUCCUUUGACGAACUGGAAUCUGAAGAUUUAUAUACGAAAUAUAAGAAACUACAGCGUAUGUUAGAAUUUUUAGAGGUACAAGAAGAAUACAUCAAAGAUGAACAAAGGAAUUUGAAAAAAGAAUAUCUACAUGCUCAGGAAGAGGUGAAACGCAUACAGUCAGUGCCAUUGGUAAUUGGACAGUUUUUGGAGGCAGUCGAUCAAAACACUGGGAUAGUUGGCAGCACCACAGGUUCAAACUACUAUGUGCGCAUUCUAUCAACAAUAGAUCGUGAACUGCUCAAGCCCUCAGCAUCUGUAGCUCUGCACAAGCAUUCUAAUGCUCUUGUGGAUGUACUCCCACCUGAAGCAGACAGCUCAAUUUCUAUGCUGCAAGCCGAUGAGAAACCUGAUGUCCAGUAUUCAGAUAUAGGUGGUAUGGACACACAGAAGCAAGAAAUAAGAGAAGCAGUUGAAUUGCCCUUGACACAUGUUGAGUUAUACAGACAAAUUGGUAUUGAACCCCCACGAGGUGUGCUUAUGUAUGGACCACCCGGAUGUGGCAAGACCAUGUUAGCCAAAGCUGUGGCUCAUCAUACCACAGCUGCAUUCAUUCGUGUGGUCGGUUCCGAAUUCGUGCAAAAGUACCUGGGCGAGGGGCCGCGUAUGGUUCGUGAUGUCUUCCGUCUAGCCAAGGAGAACAGUCCAGCUAUUAUAUUUAUUGAUGAGAUAGAUGCUAUCGCAACUAAAAGAUUUGAUGCCCAAACUGGCGCUGAUAGGGAGGUCCAGAGAAUCUUGCUGGAGCUUUUAAAUCAAAUGGAUGGUUUCGAUCAAACCACCAAUGUUAAAGUAAUAAUGGCUACAAAUCGUGCUGAUACUUUGGAUCCUGCCUUGCUUCGUCCUGGACGUCUCGAUAGGAAAAUUGAAUUCCCACUUCCUGACAGACGUCAAAAACGACUGAUAUUUUCAACUAUUACGGCGAAAAUGAACUUAUCUGAAGAGGUUGAUCUGGAGGAGUUCGUAGCGCGACCGGACCGUGUCUCUGGCGCUGAUAUCAACGCCAUAUGCCAAGAAGCAGGCAUGCACGCUGUUCGAGAGAACAGGUAUAUUGUGUUGCCGAAAGAUUUUGAAAAAGGAUACAAGAAUAACAUCAAAAAAGAUGAGAGUGAAUAUGAAUUUUAUAAAUAAGCUUUGUUGUCUCAUUAUAUUUUAAUGCAAAAUUAUAUAUUAACUUAAAAA